AUGUUUGGUAUCGCAAGUGUACUUGAAGAGCAUGGUUACAAGCUCAUAUCAGAAAUUGGUAGCGGCAAAUUUUCACAUUGCUAUCUCUGCAAAAGCAUCAAAUACGAACUUGAAUUUGUUGCAAAGGUAAUUCCAGGCUGCAGUGAUGACAUACAAAAUGUCUUAGAGAUGGAAGUACAAUCAAAACUCGCCCAUUCUAACAUUGUUAACAUUUAUGAUAAGUUUAUCGAAUUUAAUUAUUGUGUACUCAUCCUUGAAUACUGCAAUAAUGGUAAUCUUUCAAGCUUAUUUAAACUUAGUAAGGAGUCAGAUCCAUUUGUAAUUCAAUGCAUUGCUUGCCAAAUUUUAGAUGUUCUUGCUUUUGCUCAUGACGAAGGUAUGCAACAUUUUGGUCUUAAUCCAAACAACAUUUUUGUCGAUAAGUUCAACAUAGUAAAGAUCUCUGACUUUGGAAUUGAUCAGAUUUUAUCCCUAAAUUCCACAUCUUAUCAACAUAACAGACCCAUUGAGUACUUAGCACCGGAGAUUUUCACAAAUAUCCCUUACAAUCAAGGAAAGAUCAAUUCUUAUGAAUACGAUGCUAACAAGGCCGAUAUUUGGGCUUUUGGUGUGAUUCUAUACCAGCUUGUCAACGAAGGCAAGCUUCCAUUCCCAGGACCUUCAUUUAUCUCUAUGUACUCACAGAUAAUGAGAGGAGAAAUUGAACUUCCAGAAGAUAUCCCACUCGAGAUCAAGACGGUUAUUAUGCAUUCCUUAGACUUAAAUGUUCAGACAAGAUGGUCUGCCAAGCAACUCAGGGAUUAUUUGAGCAGUUCUCCAAAAUCAUCUCCAAGUACUAAGACAGUCCGCUUCUCUAGAUCAAACAGAAGAUCUCUUCCAGGUAAUGGGCUAGUUGCACCUCCAUUCCACAUUCAAGCUGUUUUAAGAAACAAGUACAGGAAGAAUUCUGUUUGA
Molecule: messenger RNA, 954 nt
Organism: Trichomonas vaginalis G3
Lineage: Eukaryota; Parabasalia; Trichomonadida; Trichomonadidae
Product: protein serine/threonine kinase protein
Exons: 1
Coding region: 1-954 (317 amino acids)
Biological process (GO): protein phosphorylation
Molecular function (GO): protein kinase activity; ATP binding
Source: RefSeq, a predicted model, not a curated record